AUGAGGGAAGCGCCACGUAUCGCCCUCCUCGCCAUAUCAACCUUCUUUGGCCUCAGUGUUACUCAAAGCAUCGUACCGACGUCUGGCUCGGGCACGUUUCCCGCCUGCGCUGUCAACUGCGCCGUGCUUUUGCAGGCCCAGAGCACCUGCACCCCGCCGAACGUCGCGACCACGAACGAUCUCACGUAUGAAAACUGUUUCUGUCAGAGCUCCCUGCUCGCCGCACUCUAUAGCACUCCAGACUCUAUCUGUACGGCCGAAUGCACAGCGGAAUCGGAUAGGAGCGAGCUCCAAACAUGGUUCCAGGGCUUCUGCUCCGAAGUUGGGAAGGGCAUCGACCCUCUGGCAACGACAUCCACGCAAACCCCAACAAGUACAAUUGUAGUGACGAUCACGAGCACCUCGACCCCGUCACCCACCUCGACAGGCACCGGCAGCGUCGGUGGGGGCACAUCUGGUUCAAAUAAGAGUUGGAUUGAUACGCAUUGGAGAUGGAUUCUCAUGAUCGCAAUCCUCAUAGUCGGAUUCGCUCUCCUGGCCUGGUUACUCGUCUGGUUGAAACGCCGACACCGCAGGAAGGUUGAGUCGCAACGCGUUGCCAUGUCGGGUCUACCGGUGGUGAGUGAGAAGGACUCCACGCGCGGACCGACACCAGAUCUAUGGGGUCCUCAUCAGCAUAUGCACCAUACUCAGGGGUUUGAGUAUCCUGUGGCUUCAACCAUGGGUAGUGGUGCCCUCAAUGCGAGCGACGAUCGACGCGACAACAGGCAUUCGAAGAGAGGGUCGUCUUCUCAACCCAAGCGCCAAGGUCGCAGCGAAAUGACCGACGUUGCAGGCCGACCGUCCGCUUCAAGACGUCGUUCGUCCAAGGGCAAAGCCAGGGCUCGAGACUCAACAGCCGAGAUCGGCCCUGAGCAAAUUAGUCCUGUGGAGAGAGAUAGAAGUACAAGUCAUCGGCGACGAGAUCGGGAUCGUGAUCGGGGUCGAGAGAGGAGCAUGGAAAGUGCUAGCGAUAUUAAUCACCAGCAGAGGCUUCGCGAAGUCAGAGGGGCUCGCCGGCAAAAGGAUCAUGACGACCACUCGUGA
Molecule: messenger RNA, 1086 nt
Organism: Exophiala spinifera
Lineage: Eukaryota; Fungi; Ascomycota; Eurotiomycetes; Chaetothyriales; Herpotrichiellaceae
Exons: 2
Coding region: 1-1086 (361 amino acids)
Source: RefSeq, a predicted model, not a curated record